AUGUGUCACCAGCUUUCUCUGGCAUUCACUUCCACACAAAAUCGAUUGAGAACAUCACGAGCUUUCCGGAGAAUAGAUCCAACAGCCGAAUCAAGACCUCAUACAAAAACAAUAACAUCCUUAUGUCUGUCACCCGAUGUCAAAGUGUUGACAGUGGGAGACGCCUUGUUAGACUGCAUUGCUAAUGACGAUGCUCGUGGAUUUACUGUCGAAGAAAUGGUCGAGGCCAAAAAAUGGACGGCAUUUCCUGGUGGAGCUCCCGCCAAUGUGGCUACAGCCUGCUGCAAACUCGGUACAAAGGCAGCCUAUAUUGGAUGCCUCGGACAAGAUGAAGAUGGAGAUAAAUUGGAAGCGCUGUUGAAAGAAACUGGAGUGGAUACCUCCUUAGUACAACGAGACGAAAGUAUGCCGACACGGCGAGUCAUGGUGACACGAUCCAUGGAGGGAGAUCGGGAAUUUGGUGGGUUUUACGAAGGGAGAGAUGCCGAUGGUUUUGCCGAUUGCAAUUUGGAUUUGCCACAAGAUGAUGACGACGACGCACCUCUUUUUGCCAACAUCGAUUGGGUUGUCUCAAGUACGCUAAGUCUGGCGUUUCCACAAUCCGGCGCAGCUGUUCGUGAGAUUGUAAGGAAUGCCCUGGAGCAAGGUGCCAGGCUGUAUGUGGAUGUUAAUUGGCGACCCGUCUUUUGGCCCGACACGCCGCAAGGAGUAGCUCGAAGUGAAAUCUGGGAAUUUUGCCAACAAGCCAAGAUUGUCAAGAUGACAGAUGAAGAAGCAGAAUGGUUGAUGCCUGGGGUUACUCCUGAAAUGGCAUUGGCAGAUCCACAAAAAAUUCAUCAACUUUUCUUUCCUGAUGCCUUUGCGUUAUUGGUGACAGCUGGGGAAAAGGGCGCUGCCUAUUCUUUUUUUCUGAAUGAUGGCACGUGUUCGGGUAAGAUUGAGCCCUUCUCAGUACCUGUGGUGGAAACGACGGGGGCUGGGGAUGCCUUUUCAGCUGGGUUUUUGCAUGCUCUAUCCAAAGCCAUGAAAGACAGUCCGGGAUUCUUCUAUUCAUGUAAUGCUCAGAAAAAGAAAGAGAUACAUGAGCUCAUCAAGUUUGCUGCAGCUGUUGGCGCAUUGACGUGUACGAACGAAGGUGCCAUUGCCGCACAACCCACCUACGAACAAGUCCAAGCCUUCUUGAAUAAUCCGAUUGAGGUUGACGCGGAAAUUGUUAACAAAAUAUAG
Cylindrotheca closterium is the source of this 1227-nucleotide messenger RNA. The record is from the annotation of a GenBank genome assembly. NCBI's taxonomy places the organism in Eukaryota, Bacillariophyta, Bacillariophyceae, Bacillariales, Bacillariaceae.